Molecule: messenger RNA, 2332 nt
Organism: Sclerotinia trifoliorum
Lineage: Eukaryota; Fungi; Ascomycota; Leotiomycetes; Helotiales; Sclerotiniaceae
Source: the annotation of a GenBank genome assembly
CCUACCACCCCCGACAUAUCAUCACAUCACAUCACAUCACAUCACCAAGAACAAGAACAAAACUACAACGUGUCCCGAAAUCGGUUCAUUUCAUCCCUCUUCACCAUCACAUUUCUCAAAUUUCUCAACAUGUUACAAGUAAAGCUCUUCUUCUUUUCCUAUUCCAAAAUUUGAGUUCAAAAACUCAAAUAUCAUCCCUUCAAGAUCAAAAUUCCAACCCGAGUCUCAACCAUGAAUCGUCGUAUCGUCGUAUUUUCUGGCGGAAGUGCCGCCAACAGUCUCGUGGAUGUAUUUGGGAAAGUCGCUGAAGAUAGGGCUUGUUCUUUGAGUUAGUAAGUGCAAAUUCACCUUAAUCAGAAGAUAUAUGAUGAACUCGAGGUUAAUCUUCUUCAGUAUCAUCCCUAUUAGUGAUAAUGGAGGCUCUUCUUCUGAACUUAUUCGAGUCUUUGGUGGUCCUGGUAUUGGUGAUGUGAGAAGUAUGUUAUUACUUCAUAUCCUUCGAUUGAACUGUGUCUUAGAGCUAUUUGGGGACAAGUCGGCCCUUAUCAAAUCCUCCAAGACUUCAAGAUGACCCCUAUGUAUGGGGAUGGAUUUGGUCACGUGCUACAUAUCUCGAGCAGUCGCGUUGUCAAUUUAUCGAGCUCAUGACAACCACACAAUGCUAGCUACCUACCAAACAAAAACUAACCGCCUUCGUAGGUAGACUAGUCCGUCUCAUCCCAGAAGACCCAAUCGGAGCCAACACCGAGAAAUCUGCUCUAAAAACCUUCUUCAACCAUCGUCUCGACCCUUCACCCCAAGAAGCCAAACAUGAAUGGCUAGCCAUAGUUGAAGGCCACUCUCCAUUAUGGAGUGAAAUUACCUCUGCGAAGCGGGAAUUAAUCCGAUCCUUUCUCAAUACUAUCAAUCUCGAGAUAGUCAAGCGAGCUCGUCCUACCUCUGUCUUCAAUUUUCAAUCAGCCUCUGUUGGCAAUUUGUUCUUGACAGGUGCUCGUAUCUUCACGGGAAGUUUUGAGGCGGCAAUUUACCUUUUAGGUAGCAUUACUGGUGUGAAAGACAAUGUUGAGGUGAUUCCUGCUAUUAACAGUAACUUUUCAUAUCAUAUAUCAGCAGGAUUACGAGAUGGUAGGACAUCCACGAAAUCUCCGUCAGGCAAUGCAGUCUCUAACACAAAUUCACAUUCAGGUACAAUAAUCGUAGGACAAAACAAUAUUUCCCAUCCCAUAGCCCCAACCUUCGUACCCACCCAACCCGUUAGCCCAGCCACAUGGAACAAACGACAAUCCAUCGACCUCCUAGAACACGACAGAAUCGAAGACGCCAACCUCCCCGGCUCUCUUCCCACACUCCGUAAACAAAAUAUAGAUUUCCAAAAAUCACACACCGAGGAACUUUCCUCCCCAAUCGAACGAAUCUGGUACAUCAAUCCAUACGGCCAAGAAAUCCGACCCGCGCCUAAUACUAAAGUCUUAGAAGCCUUGAACGAUGCCAGUUGUGUUAUAUAUAGUAUCGGUUCACUCUACACAUCUAUUCUGCCCUGUCUCGUUCUGAGGGAUGUAGGCAAUGCGAUUGCAGACCCGCGAAUUAAAUUCAAAGUUCUUAUAUUAAACGGAUGUUUAGAUCGUGAGACUCCAGGAUACACGGCACGAGAUUUCAUAGAGGCGAUUGUUCGCGGAUGUUGUGGAAAUGGAAAAGAAGAAGAUCACGAACAUAAGAUACCAGAAGAAGAAUGGAAAAAAUACAUCACCCACGUAGUAUAUCUAGAAGGGCCAGGUACACCAGCUGUAGAUAGAACGGAGUUGAAGAAAUUGGGCAUUGAAGCUGUGAGGGUUUAUGGAAGGAGAGCUGAACCUGAAGUUGCGGGUGCGGGUGUUAUUUUGAAGAAUCCCUUGAUUGAUGCCGUCAAGAGUGUAGAUGACAUGGGUCAGGGAAAUAUUGCGAAUGGAAAUGGUAAUGGGCAUGGGAACGGGAAUGGGAAUGGGAACGAGAAUGGGAAUGGAAAUGUGAGUCGUGAGGAUAUUAUAAGCGCGAUAGGUAAAGAUGAAACUGCGGGUAUGCGAUAUGAUGGUGUUGGUUUGGAACAGGCUCUCAAUGCUAUUUUUGGAGGAAAGGCAGAGAAGGCGAGGAGAUAUACUUAUCUUGGUUGAUGGUUAAUAGUCGAUGGUUGGAGUUGAUGAUUGAUGGUUUAUUUGUUUGUUAAGUGAGUGAUUGAGUGGUGCUUAAGAGUAGAGUAGUCAUUAUAGACGGAUUAGAGAAGAGAGUAGGUUUUCUUUUUAUCACAUGGAUGAUGGUAUUCUUAUUUUGAAACUUUGAAAUAUAUUUAUGUAAGAUC